AUGGCGUGGUUGAUUAUCCUACUUCUCUGCGCUGGGAACUGUAGUGCCCGGUUUUUGGAUGUCGCCAGGAGGAGUAACUCAGACUUGGAGGAAGGAUUGUUCGGUCUCCUUCGAAGGCUGCAACUGGAGGAAUUCUAUGACACACUGCUUGUCUAUGGUGAGGAUUGCAUUUUCCACCCACUAUCCAGGCGUUUGGAUGUAUCCACAGUGCUUGUGUCUUCGGGUAGCACCAAAUUUGACUGGGACUUCGGCUCUCUAACCCUGGUACUUAGCUGCAGUCCUGACGAAGAGCAGGAGACGACCUACCGCACUUUGGUUAAGCUGCAAAGAAACAGGCGUUUAGUUUUCCUACGAGGCAAUGUUCAACCGGAUUCUGUGUGCGAAAGAUACAUGCAGAGGGAGCAAUAUAAUAUUGCCAUGGUCCAGGACGACUUCGCUGCCUCAAAAGCCAUCUACGCCUGUCGCUUCUUCGAAGAUCCUAACUUUGCAGAAGUCAAAUUAUCGGACAAUGCGCCCAUCUACAUAGAACAGUUUCAAAAUAUGCACGGAAAAGCUAUCAAAACAGCAGCAGAUCUCCUACCCCCACGUUCUAUGCUUUAUUCGGAUGCAAAAACUGGUGAUAAAAGGAUAACAGGCUAUGUAGCUAACUUAAUGAACACCUUUGCUCAGAAGGUAAAUGCAACCUUGGAAAUAAAUGUCUUGGGCACCAAAUCCAUCGUGAGGGAAAUAUUAAGGAUGGUGAAAGACGAAGAGCUUGACAUUGGCAUCACCUUGGAAACGUCUUUAUUUGGAACUCUCCUCGAAACAGGAAGUUAUCCUUACAUUCUCACAUCGUACUGUUUGAUGGUUCAAGAGCCAGCAAAGGUGCCCUACAACUUGGUGUAUGCCUUGAUCGUGGAUCGCUACAUUCUCGGAGUUAUCUUCAUUAUGCUGUGCCUACUGGCCACGCUGCUAAUAUAUACCCAUAAUAUGUCAUGGAAGGACCUAACCCUCGCCAAUAUUGUGCUGAACGACAAGAGCCUGCGCGGUCUCUUGGGCCAGUCCUUUCCAGUUCCCUCCAAUGCAAACAGGCAUUUUAGGCUAAUAGUUUGCGUAGUUUGCUUUGCAAGCAUUAUGUUGACUACCAUGUACGAGGCAUACCUUCAAUCUUAUUUCACAAAUCCCCCCUCUGAAGCCGAAAUUAAUUCCUUUCAAGAUAUUGGUAAAUAUCAAAAAAAGAUCGCGAUACCCUCGAUUGAGGCUAAUGGUCUAAUCAGGACCAAUAAUUCACUUUUCCUAGAAAUUCCCAAAGAAAAUAUAAUAGUGUUUGACAGUAUGCCGGAGUGCUUUAAGCUGCGAGACGCCUUCAAUCUCAGCUACAACUUUGUGGUAACAGGCGACCGCUGGAGCGCCUACGCCGAGCAGCAGACAAUCUUCAAGGAGCCAGUGUUCUACUUCGCCAGAGACAUGUGCUUCUCGAGAAUGAUCUUUCUGUCCAUUCCGCUGCGUCCGCACUUGCCCUACCGCCACCUCUUUGAGGAUCACAUGAUGCGUCAAACGGAGUUCGGCUUGGUGGGCUACUGGAGGAGCCACAGCUUCUUCGACAUGGUGAGACUAGGCCUGACUCCUCUCAAGGACCUCAGCCAUCCGAAGGCAUACACUCCGUCCCUAUUAGUAGAAGACGUCUCGUGGAUACUGAAGAUCUACCUGGCUGCCAUGAUGGUCAGCGUUGUCUGCUUCUUAUUGGAAAUUGGAGUAAACCAGUGGAGGUGCUGGAGGGAAUUCAGAAACUAG
Messenger RNA from Drosophila biarmipes, 1773 nucleotides. RefSeq lists its product as uncharacterized. The coding region runs from base 1 to 1773 and encodes 590 amino acids. The record is from RefSeq and is a predicted model, not a curated record. NCBI's taxonomy places the organism in Eukaryota, Metazoa, Arthropoda, Insecta, Diptera, Drosophilidae. The transcript has a single exon.